GUCAGCCCUGCCAAACAGAGGAAAGAGACCGCUUACGACCUACCUCGAAGCACCUGCACGUUCAAGCAGCCCCCGCACUAUCGCCGGGCCACACGUACCAUAUCACAGCUCCUGCGCUGCGUUCAUAGCAAAGCGGCGCGCCGCAUCACACCAUCGCCACCACACUCAGUAGUGUAGCAGCACCAUGGCCCUGCGCUCCGUCCUCAACCGCCUGCCGGCGCCUUUACGCAAAAGAGCCUACGGCCUCACAGCCGGCGGCGCCGCCUACAAGGCGCGGGUCAUGAAAAGCAGAGGCCUCGUCACGGCGUCGAAGCCGAUCAGCCCGCUCCAAACCAAACUAGCUAUUGGUGCUGGAGUAGUAACGGUAGGCUGCGUCGCGGGCCAGACCUUCUUUGGCAGCGAGGAGCACUUCUACGACCAUAGAUUCGUGACCGAGGCGGACCCGAAUGCCUUAGCUGAAUUUUACGGGAACGAGGACUUCAUGGAGAUCUUCUGCGUGUUCCCGUUCAUGGUCGACUUCAUGAUGCGGUCGGGCUACUUCGACGACAACGGCCACGUCCACACGUUUGGCCUACCGCCCAUCAUCAGCAACAUGGUCGUGUCGAUGCAGUUCGACGAAAGGGAAGAGGAAGAUGCCGACGGCGAGGCGAACACGGUCUGCUUCAACAAGAAGGAGCGCUUCAAGUGCACGGACGCUUUAUUUGGGAAUACUCUGUGGGAGAUGGUCCAGAACUUUGGGUACGCGACGCGCGACGACGGCAAGAUCGAGGUCUACCAUUAUGGGCAGAAGUGGUCGGGGCCCUUCUUCAUCCGGCUGAUCUUCCAGAUGCACGCGCGCUACGUCAUCUGGGCCACGGAGCAGCACGUGAAUUCUCCCAGAUUUUUGGCUCAGGACGAGGACGAGGAGGACGACCUCGUCGCGCAGCGCCACAACAUCCCCAAGCAUCUGCUGGGCCAGUUCUUGGAUGGCUUGGAUGUUGAUGUGCAGGCUAAAUUAAAUACGACGCUUGCUGCAUUGCAACAGGCGCGGUCGUCGGAGCAAGAGGAGGAAGUGAAGGAGUUGUUAGGUACCGUGCAGCGGUUGGAGGGUUUAGUUGCCGAGUUGCAGGCCGCCAAAUUGAAACGUGCCAAAACUAUGGUCGAGGCUCCGUUGCAGCGCCGCGUCACGGAGGGCGGGCCGUCGCAGAAGAUGGGCGGCUCCGCGCGCGGCCUGUACCAGAGGGCGCUCGUUCGUAGGGCGACGGCCGUCGAGGGUGAAGAUGAUGAAGAUAUGUUGCAGCGGCAGACGACUGAUUUAUCCUCGACGAUCGAGGCGGCGCUCGAGGAGGCCGAGGAAGUCGUGACUCCGGUGCGCACGGCGAUUGUUCGUCGAUUGACGGCGAUCGAGGAUUCCAUGAAGGAGGAGGAGGACGAGGUUGUGUCUGUGCCUUUGAAGCGCCACUCGACUCUCAAUAGAAGGACGAUCACGUCGAUCGUCAAUUCCGAGGAGGACGCGGCGGCGCCGGAAUUGAUGGAGGCCGCGCGGGAGAUCGAGGUCGAGGCGGCGCCGGAGGUUGUCGUCGUCGUGGAAGCGGCGCCGGCGCCGGAGCCCGUCGUGGUGGAGGAGGAGGGCCCCGUCGCGGCGCUCGUCCGCCGGGUGACGGAACAAAUACAAGAGGCCGUCGAGGCGAAGACCGAGGCCUCGCCGGCGUCUCCCACCGACGCCGAGGCGCCGGUCCGCCGCAAGACGCAGCUCUCGUUCAACUUCCCCGGCUACGCGCCCUACGGCUACGGCUACCCGCCGCACCCGUACCAGUACGCGCCGCCGCAGCAGCCGUACGCGCAGCCGCCGCAGCAGGGCCAGAUGCCGCCGCCGCCGCCCUACCCCUACUACUACGCGCCGCCGCCGCCGCCCCACGGCUACUGGGCGCCGCCGCACGCGCCCAUGACCGUGCCGCAGGGCGCCUACUACCCGGGCGCGUCGGCCCCGACGGCGUCGUCGGCGUCGGUGUCGUCGGCGUCGCAGACGGAGUGAGCUUGCGCCCGUUCUCUCCCCUAUUGUCUAUUAAACAUCGAUUUGCCAUCUAA
This is a messenger RNA of Pelagomonas calceolata, 2067 nucleotides long. The record is from the annotation of a GenBank genome assembly. NCBI's taxonomy places the organism in Eukaryota, Pelagophyceae, Pelagomonadales, Pelagomonadaceae.